Molecule: messenger RNA, 708 nt
Organism: Dermacentor silvarum
Lineage: Eukaryota; Metazoa; Arthropoda; Arachnida; Ixodida; Ixodidae
Product: probable peptidyl-tRNA hydrolase 2
Exons: 5
Coding region: 76-570 (164 amino acids)
Cellular component (GO): mitochondrion; cytosol
Molecular function (GO): protein binding; peptidyl-tRNA hydrolase activity
Source: RefSeq, a predicted model, not a curated record
UAACACUGAAAAUGCGUUGCCGCGGACUCGGGCGGUUCGGGCGGGGAGCGCUGUGCUAGACAACUAACGCGCGCAAUGGAGGAUGAGAGGCAAGCCGGUGACGGGGAAGAAAACCCCAUGUCACCCAAGCCUACGAAGUGGACGCCCAACCAGCACCAUUUGAAAAUCCUCCUCGGUAUGGGAAUUAACCGCAACGCUGCCAUAAAGGCACUGUACUACACCGGAAACCAAGGCCCUGACUUUGCUGCUCAGUGGAUUUUCGAGAACAAUGACGAGGACAUUGAUGCUCCUCUCGAUCUCGAUGCCUCAGAUGAAAGCGACACGGAAGACGAGGAUGCUCCCGAAACAUACAAAAUGGUGUUUGCUGUCAACACUGAGCUUGAGAUGGGCACAGGAAAAAUUGCUGCCCAGGUGGCGCACGCUGUCCUCGGCUUGUACAGGCUGCUUCUGCAAGAUGAGGCGAAGUACGGCAACAUGCUUCUGCUGUGGGAGGAAUACGGACACCCUGUGCCAUAUGGUACGGGGAUGUGUCGGAAAACAUGGCACCAUAGACACUCACAGACUAACUGAAGAGCAGUGGGAGGCCAAGCUUUCAGACCCGGACCCAAAGAGACAGUGCCGCCUCAUCGAACGGGCAUGAGAGAUUGCCAUGGCCCGCGGCUACCUGGAAUAAGGAGGCCACCCACCUAGGGCGCAGACUGCGCUUGC